Molecule: messenger RNA, 1341 nt
Organism: Neoarthrinium moseri
Lineage: Eukaryota; Fungi; Ascomycota; Sordariomycetes; Amphisphaeriales; Apiosporaceae
Exons: 5
Coding region: 1-1341 (446 amino acids)
Biological process (GO): alcohol metabolic process
Molecular function (GO): alcohol dehydrogenase (NADP+) activity; zinc ion binding
Source: RefSeq, a predicted model, not a curated record
AUGCCUCGGCUGCCAGGGAUUCCCCACGACCACAUCCCCGACAUCGAGCUAAAACCCCACAGCAAAUGUCCACGACGAGAACGCCACUCAGAGAGUCUGGGUCAUGAGCAACAGCAAAACCUCUCACAGUUCCCCCGCCAUUUCGAGGACACUACAAUUAUUGACCUUCGCUACCUGCACGUGUACCAACAGUGCUUUAUGACACCCAUUGUUGGCUUGUUUGUUCAAAGUUCCACCACGGCCAUGCCUCCUCAAAACUACAAGUUUGAAGGGUGGGUAGGCCACGAUCCCUCUUCUGCGGAAGGUAAGAUGGUCUGGUCCGAGUUUCAACCGAAGCGCUGGGAGGACACCGAUAUAGACAUCAGGAUUACGCAUUGUGGAAUGUGUGGCAGCGAUAUCCAUACCUUGCGAUCCGGCUGGUAUCCGGCACCCUAUCCCAUCAUUGUUGGUCAUGAGAUAGUUGGGGAAGUGGUCCGAGUAGGACCCAAGGCGGUAGGGAACCACAAGGUCGGCGAUCGAGUAGGCGUAGGCUGCUUGACGGACAACUGCGAAGGACUCAACAAGCCGGCCUGCGAAAGCUGCGCUUCUGGCGAGGAGCAGUUCUGCCCCAAGGCCCGCUGGACAUAUCCCGGCCCGCACCACAACGGUGACAAGGGUUAUGGUGGUUAUGCGACUUAUCAUCGGUGUCCCGGGCGGUUUGCGUUCAAGAUACCGACCGCGCUGGAGUCGAAGCAGGCGGCGACCAUGAUGUGUGCCGGAGUUACCAUGUACUCACCAUUGAAGCAAUGGGGAUGCGGCCCGGGCAAGAAGGUCGGCAUCAUUGGUUUGGGAGGACUGGGACAUUACGGAGUCUUGUUGGCCAAAGCCAUGGGAGCAGACCUCGUAGUUGCGAUUUCAAGAAAGGGGAACAAGCGCGCCCAGGCGCUGCAGCUUGGGGCAGAUGACUAUCUUGCCACCGACGAGGAUAAAGGCUGGUACAAGAAAUAUCACAGCCAGUUGGAUCUCCUGAUUUCAACUGUCGCCUCUUCUCAGGCACCCAUGCGCGGGUACUUGGCGCUCAUGAAGAGGAGGGGAACUUUGGUGCACGUGGGAAAUCCCGAUGAUGGGCAGUUCUCCGUUCCACCUGGCUCGCUCAUUACCAAGUCGUUGAACUUUGCCGGCUCAUGUAUCGGAUCCGCUGCAGAGGUCAGGGAGAUGCUGCAGCUAGCCGCAGAGAAGGAUAUCAAGGCAUGGGUAGAGGAGCGACCGAUGAAGGAUGCAAACCAAGCGAUCCUCGACAUCGAAGCCGGCAAGCCUCGGUAUAGAUACUGUCUAGUCAACCAGGAGCAAGUCAAACUCUGA